Molecule: messenger RNA, 4787 nt
Organism: Ambispora gerdemannii
Lineage: Eukaryota; Fungi; Glomeromycota; Glomeromycetes; Archaeosporales; Ambisporaceae
Source: the annotation of a GenBank genome assembly
AAUCUGCAGCUGACUUCUACGACUUAAUGAUGCGAAACGACCCCAAUGAAGAGGCAAGCAAUAUUCCUUUUGAAGACCUUAGUGUGGACUCUUUUGAUGAGAAUGAAAACACGCUUACGAUUGAUGAGUUUUUUGAAAUCACAUUUGGAUCCGAUCCACUGGAUUUUGAUUCCACUCAAUUUGUUACAGAAGAAUUGACGGUGGAAAUAGUGAGUAAAUGCGUGGAACGCGCUCUCCAAAACUCUUCACACGGGAUUUUGCGGGACCUGUUUCCUUUUCUUAUCGAUAUCCUUAGCCGCACAGUUUCCCUUCGCAAAUUGGUCGAUUGUAUUCGCCAAAUUCUCCGACACAAUCGUAAUCAUCAACGCUUGGGUCGCUUAGAAACCUGCACCGGCCGUGAUUUUCUGGUUGCUUUCCUGAAUCAAGUACCAGAAAAAGCUAUGUCUAAGAUGCUGAAUACUCUCGUCUCUUCUAAUAUACCUAUUCCGAUACUUUUGACCGAUCAGCUGGGAUCAUAUCCUAAGGGUUUGACGGUUCUUUCUGGAUUGCGUGAAUUGGUAACAGCAAAAAAGUAUUGCCUUCUCCUUUCAUUCAACUUGACGACUAGCGAAAUAAGUCCUCCUUUUUCAAAACAAUUGUAUCCAACUUUGAGCACAAAUCGGGAAGAUAUCAUGUCUAUCUCUCAUCCAGGAUCAAUUGAUAUCUCUUUUCAUUCAGCAUCUGAAAAUCAUCUUCGACAACCGGUUGCAAUAGCUGAAGUAUAUAACAGCGAAACACCAUCCCAAUUCAUGAAUGGUAUUGUGAACAGUUUCUCACAGUACGCCUUCUUUCUAAUAAUACAUGUAUCUGAUGACGAUUUCAAUGGUGAUGAAAUCAGCCAAGAACUAGAAAAUCAAAUCCUCACGAUUUCCACGGAUCGAUAUUCCGAAGAAAAACGCAAAAUUUUAGUAUUAUACAAGGAUACCCAAAAAAAGAAGGGACAAAAAGCGCGCGAUACAUUAAACAAGCGAAAGUAUUUGAUCGAACGAGCUCUUAAAUCAAGAUUUAGUGGUGACGAGAUUGGCUUCAAGAGACUCUCGACAUCUAAAGGUCAACAGCAACUAGAUGAAUUAAAGACAGAUAUAUUUAAUGCUAUUUUGAAAGUGAAAUUGUUAUAUUUGCAUCCACCUCUUACACUUAAUAGUUUCUAUGCAAUUCCCGAUGUUACUCAAGUUGUUGUUUGGCCCGGCGUGAUGACUCACAGAAUUUUUGCCCAGUGCAUGCGGGACGCCGGCUUCGUUAAUGGCCUUAGUGAUUUCCGGCGCCGUCUUAUUUUCCCUGCCUCAUAUGUUGAACACGAAAUUGAAAAUCUUCGGGAUAAGAAACAUUUGACAACAUUGGAGGAUAACUACAAAUUCAUAACUGAAGAGGAAUUACUUCAGAGAAUUAAAAGUUUAGAAUCAGAUAAAUUGGCAAUAGGUGACGCGUCACCUUUAUCCAUACUAUCCUUAUUUACAGAAGGGAUUAAAAAAAACGACAUAUGUAAAAUGCGCGCAUUUGCUCGCGACGUCGAUGACUUCUUUAAAGAACAUUUACACAACCUCUCAAUGUUGGAUCAAUCCGAAGAGGUUACUCGGCAACGUAUCAAACAGCAGAUUGAAGAUAAUGACAUCUCAAUCCAUGAUUUUUGGCGGGAAUUGGUUAUUCUCGCAAAGACCAUGGUUACAAGAGACACUACUGUUUCCCAAAAACUUUAUUCCGUUGACAUCAAGACUCUGGAGAACGCCUACCGAACUUGGGUAACAGAAGGAGAGUCUAUGCAAAUGCUAGAUGGAUUAUCACUCCGAGCGCUCAAUCCUGACUUCCUAUCAAAUGUUUUGACAUCAAUAAUGACGGAUCUAAACCGUCAACUACUUGUCAUAUCUGUUAUCGGCUUAGAGAGCUCAGGCAAGUCUACUUUGUUGAACUACCUGUUCAAAUGCGGUUUUUCGACUUCGGCUAGACGAUGUACAAAGGGAAUGUAUAUGUCAUAUCGCCAUACUGUGUUUAACGGACAACCAAUUGACCUCAUUGUACUGGAUUCAGAGGGUAUGGGGUCUACGGCUCAGAGAUAUAUCACCAGGCGUACAAAUUUUGACAAGAAACUCACGUUACUUGCUUUAAUGUGCUCCCAAAUCGUCAUCAUUAAUACCAAGGGCUUAACGCGUGAUAUCACCAAUAUCCUUGAGGUUUCCUCUUAUCAUUUGGACGUAUUGAAAGCCAGCAGAUUAAAACCGAGAUUACAUUUUGUACUGCGUGACAUGAUGGAUAAAGCUGAUGCCCAAAAGCCAGCUUUUCUAGACAUUCGCACAAGUCUCGAAGGAAUGUUUCGCCAAAUUCCUGGCUGCACAGGAGAUUUAGACGACUUUAUGACGGUAGAACAAAAGGAUGUACACCUAUUGGUGAAUGCUUUCUCAUCCUUUAAUGAUGAUUUUCGACCGCGGGCUGAUAUUAUCUCAGAAACUUUUCCUAUCAAAGUAUCCAACUUACGCCAAGCCCUUCUUGCGUCGGUGCUUGAUUUAGCUUACGAUUCAGACACAAAAAUGUUUGAUGACGUCAAUGGCUUUAUUGUACAAAUGAAAACAACAUGGGGGAUGAUUGAUGCCAGGGGUAGUUUCCUCCACUUCAAUGACUUUAAAGAAAUUCAAAAGUGGAAUGGAAUGCAAACAAUUGUCAAAAAUUUUCAAAAGCAUUUAAAACCAUUCCGUGAUGAAGUAAACAAAAUCAUCGAGAGUUACAUUGAGAAGCUCAAAGCGAAUUAUAAUCAAUCAGAUCAAAUCCACGACAAGUUUUUGACGAAUCUAUCCGGGAUUGAAAAAUCGCAUCGGGAGAAAUCGCUGCUUAAAUUCAAUCAGCAAGCUGCUAAUCAGUUUGAUGCCAGAAUUAAAGAAGAGGGACGAAAUUUGAUCCACAUGAUGUUCGCCACCGAUAAACUUAGUCUCGAAGCAAGAUGGUAUGAAGAGGAACGGAAAUACAAAGAAAAGUCACUUAUAGAUAAUGCUGUGGAAGACUUUGGUCGACGAAUCAGAAUCAACUCACUUCAAGAUUUGGAAGAGUUGAGACGUAACCAAAAUAAACGUGACCAAUUAUUCGAUGAUACGUGGAAGAAGGUGAAACAAUCUCACGAAAAUUUCGUGAAAAGCAUUGGAGACAUUAACCAACUUGAACAACUAGUGAAUUCAUUCAAUGAAGCAAUUAAAGUAGGCCAGAGCACGACCAAUUCUCAAAAACCAGGGUUUCAACAGAAGUUCAACAGAAAAUUCUGGAUGUCGCUUGAGAUGCCCGCUACAUUGGCCACAGAGGGUAUCGUGGUGAACUACGAUGUCGUUUCCAGUUUAAUUGUUGUAAAUCCUCUAAAACCUCGCGGUUAUACAAAUAUAGUCCAAGGGGCUCUUAAUUUAGCAGAUGUCAACUCGGUCAGAACAGGUGCUAUUCAGAAGGUUCUCAAAGAGGUCAAAAAAAUCACGAAUGAAAUUUGCACCGAAAUCAAAAUAAAAAAAUCUGUGCGAAUUGAAUACGGCAAGACGCAUAGUUGGCUUCAAAGGUUAUGCAAUGGACUUUUCAAUGUUAUUGGAAAUUUGAGCCAUUCUCAUGUCAAAUUUUUGCCACAGAUUAAUGAUUUUAAUCCAAUUGAGAAAUACUUUCGGCUGGAAGUGUACAAAGUUCUAAGGCAAAAUAUGGAAAAGUGGCACGCUGUACAAAAGAAAAAACUAGAUAAUCUAAAAAAAGGUCUCCAAUCAAGUUUCACUGAUUGCUUAUUAGAUCAUUCUGCUAAAAAUCUGUCUUUGGAAUUGACUAAGCAUAUCCUCGAAAUGGUAGCCAAAAGCCUUUCAGCCCAUGAAUCAACAAUUAGAGAUGAUGUUGAUAAUUAUUUGAAAGAAAGCUGGGUGAACAAGUACGGCGUGACCCAUUGGGCGCAUAUGCAAAGUUUCGGUAAAAGGGAUCAUAACGCCGUUCGCGAAUAUCUCACCAACCCCGAUAAGUUUACUCGGAGAAUCUUUAAUGAAAAAUGCAAAUAUAAGAUUAAUAUACUCGUGGAUGACAAGUUUAGAGAGAUUAAGCAAAAAAUCAACGAAAUCGAAACGCUCCUCACUUCGGAAGUUGCCAGAGUAUGGAGUCACAGCCAAAAGUCUAGUAUCAAAGUUAUGUUGGAAAAAUCUCGGGGAAAUACCAUGUACAAUUAUUUCAAAGGGUUCUCGUCCGAUUUUGGAGAAUAUAAUGUUGAAGAUCCCAAGAAAUUUUGCGAAAUUUUCAAAAAGGAAUUGAAGAAUAAUUUCGACAAGCUUCGUAGCCAAUGGGAAACUGAGGCGCACAUUGAAAUAUCGAAGAGUCGUCUUAAGAAUUACGCCGAUAAAACAAUCGAAGCGAAAUGGGACAUCUUGGAAGGUUGUACUGCGCGUUGUCCUACUUGUGGUUCUAAAUGUGAAGAUAUCAAAGGCACCAGUCAUACACAUCAUACCUCUACACAUAUGAUGGUGGCUUUUGGAGGACAUAAGUGUAGUCACAGCGGUAAUGCAACCUUGCUUGUUUGCUCUGAAAAAGCAUCGCACACUAUACAUUGGCGAAGUAGCACAACUUUGCAACUUGUAGAGUUAAACAAGUUGAUGGAAGUCAACCAACCCCCUUGGUUAAAAAUAGUGCCUAAAGAUGUUACGGAUACCGAAAUAAUAAAUAUGCGUAGUGUGUGGUGGCAUCUUAGAAAGGAAUGGCGUGAAAAAUAUGGUAUGAAGGACGCAACGCCAGCGGAUUGGGUUAAAUAUGCAAAAUGA